Molecule: messenger RNA, 2106 nt
Organism: Etheostoma spectabile (orangethroat darter)
Lineage: Eukaryota; Metazoa; Chordata; Actinopteri; Perciformes; Percidae
Product: ER lumen protein-retaining receptor 2
Exons: 5
Coding region: 177-815 (212 amino acids)
Biological process (GO): protein retention in ER lumen
Cellular component (GO): membrane
Molecular function (GO): ER lumen protein retrieval receptor activity
Source: RefSeq, a predicted model, not a curated record
ACGCCCCCUUCCACGUCGACCUGCACUCUCGCCAUAUUUCCACUCCUGUGAAGCUUGCAACCUGGUUUGCUGCUAAAUAGAAGAGGAGAGUGUUUUCCACAAGACAGCAGUAGGCGUAAAACGAUUUACAUCUCCGUUAGCUUUCCGGGUAGUGCUUGUUAAUUCAUUGUGCAACAAUGAACGUCUUCAGACUGACAGGGGACCUUUCUCAUCUGGCUGCUAUCAUCAUCCUGCUACUCAAAAUAUGGAAAAGCAGGUCAUGUGCAGGUAUCUCUGGAAAGAGCCAAAUCCUGUUUGCUGUAGUGUUCACCACCCGCUACUUGGAUCUGCUCACCUCCUUUAUCUCCCUCUAUAACACAAGCAUGAAGUUGAUCUACAUCGGCUGUGCAUACGCCACAGUUUACCUGAUCUACAUGAAAUUCAGGGCAACCUAUGAUGGCAACCAUGACAGUUUCAGAGUGGAGUUCCUGGUUGUUCCCGUCGGGGGUCUUGCUGUUCUCAUCAACCACAACUUCUCUCUCAUGGAGAUCCUGUGGACGUUCUCCAUCUACCUGGAGUCGGUGGCAAUCCUGCCUCAGCUCUUCAUGAUCAGCAAGACUGGCGAGGCAGAGACCAUCACCACCCACUACCUGUUCUGCCUGGGCCUCUAUCGGGCCCUCUAUCUUCUCAACUGGAUCUGGCGUUAUUACUUUGAAGGCUUCUUAGACAUGAUCGCCAUCUUGGCCGGAUUGGUCCAGACUAUCCUCUACUGUGACUUCUUCUACCUUUAUGUCACCAAAGUGUUGAAAGGCAAGAAGCUGAGCCUGCCGGCGUAAAACCUACAGAAGGAGAUGGAGACUCCCAGCAGACUCAGGGUGGUGGGGAGAUCACAUGAUGUUAUCUGGUGACCCACAGCAAAAGAUGCCUGAGGCAGAGAGCCAAUUAUCGGGGUGGGGGGGUGGGGGGGGGGAUGACACACGCUAGUCUUCUUGAUGAUUGCUGAUGGACAACUGGUAAAUGCCAACAAACACCAGAGCUGAACAAAAUUCAUACUAGGUCAACCUUUGGAUUUCUGUUCAGCAUCUUGCCUUAAACGUCUUUUCAUUGCUGUUCGAAUGAGAAAAAAAGGCAUUUUUUUUCUACAUGUGAGGUGUAUACGCUUGUUUUUUAUUUUUUUUAUAAUGUCACAAAUAGGGUCGACUCCGAGAAGUACCGUGUUUGACUUGGUAAUGAAUACGCAAUGUACGUCCUUGAGUGAGACUAAAGAGGUAAUGCAUCUGAGUGCCUGAUGAGGAUUAUGUCCACUUUGGCACAGUUUUUCUUUUUACUUUCGGAUUUUCUUUUUGUCUGCAUAUACUGUAAUACAUGUUCCUUCUCAUGGAAAUAUUUAAAGAUGCCAACAGCAACAGUUUCAUGCCAACGCACACAAGCAUUUUGUAAAACAUUUUAACUUUCUUCUAUAAAUCUGACAAUUUUGUAAGCAGAACUCAUGAGAAGAUUUUUUGUUUCACUUUAGGUUAAAGAAGUAACCCACGAAAUAAAUUGAAUGACGGCAAUCUUUUGGACAUAGAUGUCAGCAUUUUUAAAUGGUGGCUUUCUCAUUAUAAUUAAACCUUUUCAUGUGUUUAUUGAAUUUUUUUUCCUUCAGCUUACUGUAUUGAAGAAGAAAAAAAUACAUCAAUUCUAGAGCUUUACAAUAGAUUUCACACAAUCUUUUUACAAUGCUAAAUCACAUUUGGGACGUAGAUGGUGCACAAACUUUACUGCUGCCAGCAUUGCACCCCGAUAACUCGUGAACACCUUCAACAGUGACUUGUCGGUUAUCUCAAGGUAGAAAUCCAUAAAUAAAGCAAGAGUUAAGCAAUGACGGGAUGACUGAAUAGGGAGAUUUGGGCAUGAGAUCCUAUAGCACUUUGACAUUUCACUUCUUAACUAUAGAUCUGGAGUGUGAAGAGAUUUGACACGAUGCCGAUCGAUUAUUGAGAUGUUCAAUGGGUGCUUUUUAUUAAAUUUACAGGCCUCUUAUUUUGAAUUCUUUUUUCAAAGUAGUCAUUCCUAAAGGAUUAUUUCAACUUUUUGUCUUUUUGUGCAUGAUAACGCCUCCAUUAAAGAUUUUAUGAGAAUCAC